UGGGCGUGCACGCCAUGAUGAAGAAGUGGCAGCGCACCGGUUGCAUGCUGCAGAUGGAUGGCUGGUGCGACAGGCGGAACCGGCCGUACAUUAAUGUGAUGGUGUCAUCCCCCAUCGGAACGGUAUUCUGGAAGACCACAUGCAUGGAUGGGAAGGACAAGGAUGCGGCAGCGUACUUCCGGAUAUUGGAUGGGGUUAUCAAGGAGAUCGACGAGGAGGCGGUGGUGGGCGUUGUGAUGGACAACGCUAGAGUGUGCGUCAAGGCCGGCAAGAUGGUGGAGGCAGCCUACCCACGCAUGUUUCGCGUGGGGUGCACUGCACAUGCCCUCGAUUUGGCACUCGAGGACAUGUACAAGGAACUGGAGUGGUUGCGCAAAGCUGUGGAUGCAGGGUUGAAAGUGGGCAAGUUCUUCCACAACGUGGACAAGGCAAGGGCGUUGUUCCUCGUGUACAGUCCGAAGUCCAAGUUGAAGCGGUCGGGGGUGACCCGUUUCGCAACCAACCACGAGAUGCUAGCUUCCUUGAAGAAGACCAAGAACCCGCUGAAGAAUUGUGUUGAUGACGCUGCGUGGGUGGAGAAGAUGGUCAGGACGGACCAGCUCCCUGCGUUCCACGAGGUGAUGGCCAUUGUGUUGGGAAAGGACGACUUCUGGCUGAUGGUCGACAAGGUGCUGGCGGUGAUGGGGCCAGUAGUGACGCUGCUUCGUCUCGUUGAUGCGCCGGGGCCGUCCAUGUCGAAGGUGUAUUUCAAGAUGGACUCGCUCGUCGCACAGAUGCGCGAGCUUGAUUGCUUCACGGCGGGCGAGAAGGCCGAAAUCGAGGACAUCUUGAUGCGGAGAUGGGCAUUCAUGACCAGCGAGCUGCAUUGCAUUGCUGCGUUCCUCGAUUCGGAGCACCGUCACACGAAUGCCUUGCGAGAUCCUGAGGUGCGCGCCGGAUUCAACAUUUGGCUUCUGUCGAGGGCGCCGGACGACCAGCAGACACGUAACGAGCUCAGCCACCAGGUUGACAUGUGGGUUAACCUGGACGGGUCGUUCAAAUCACAAGAAGCUGCGGAAGCAACACGUGUGCAGCCCGCGGCUCUGUGGUGGGAGGCUUACUGCGGGAAGUUGGACCUGCUCCAGCCACAAGCAGUCAAGUUGUUGGGCCAGGCAAGCUCCUCCGCCGCAUGCGAGCGGAAUUGGAGCUUGCACGAGCUUAUUUUCGGCCGCAGGCCAGCUGGAACACCCAGCUGUCGCGGGCGGCCUUGCGGGGAGAAGGGGGAGAUGUGCACAUUCCAUGGGAGGACGACACGCCGUUACAACACAUGGAUAGCAACGGCCAUUGAUCCCGCUGCUCUUGCCGCCGAUGCCGAUGUGUUGGCAGAAGAUGUGGAGGUGGGUGAAGAGGACGGUUCGGAGCCAUUGAUGCGGACGUGGCAGCGAAAUGAUGUCGCAGAUGACGAGGAAUGCAACGAGGAGGACAUGGCUCUGCUGGGUUCGUUGGAGAGGGAAUGGCACGAGUGCACGAAACCCAGCCGUCGCAGAAAGCAAGACCUGCGGAGAAGAUCUGGCAGCUCGCUGCCCCCCCCUUCAGUUGUGUACACAGAGGCGGAUCGGGCGGCUGCACUCAAGGCACGACUGGCAGGCACUUGGGUGGAACGUCGACGGGAGUCAACCACCAGGGAAAAGCGUGUGAGGAAAAGAGCACGAGCGGCGGGCGGGGCGGGAGGGGCUGAAGCUGAAGUGUGCGUGACCCAGCCAAAGAAGAAGAGGGGUCGACCAUCGUCGGCUGAAGCUGCAGCAAAGAAGGCUGAGAUGGCAGCAGCCAGGGCUGCUAAAGCAGCAGAAAAAGCGGCCGCAACGAAAGUCGCGGCCGACAAGGCCCGAAAAAAAAAAAAAAGGUCGCCGCCGUCGAUGUGAUUGAGGACGACCCAUUAGGGGACGAUGAGUCCUCGUCCAGCUCGUCCGAAGACACGGAUGA
Molecule: messenger RNA, 1962 nt
Organism: Chara braunii
Lineage: Eukaryota; Viridiplantae; Streptophyta; Charophyceae; Charales; Characeae
Source: the annotation of a GenBank genome assembly